This is a messenger RNA of Amorphotheca resinae ATCC 22711, 1167 nucleotides long. RefSeq lists its product as hypothetical. Bases 1 to 1167 code for a protein of 388 amino acids. The record is from RefSeq and is a predicted model, not a curated record. The transcript has 2 exons. Lineage: Eukaryota; Fungi; Ascomycota; Leotiomycetes; Helotiales; Amorphothecaceae.
AUGCUCCUGCCCACGCCCGGCCACUCGCCAUCCAUGCAUCCCAGCUCUUUGCCCGCCCAGUCCAUGAACCCCGCGGGCAAGAUGAACCUCUCCAUGAUCCUGAACCCGUCUCCCGCCCCAGACGCUGGGGAUGCACUCAUGAUCAUGGAGCCGACGACGCUGACGGCGUCGUGGCAGCCCGCGCCCCCUCACAAACUGCCGCCCAUGCGCGCCGGACCGCUCACGCCGCCGCUGUCGUACUACGACAUCUGCCAGGGCGUGGGCAGCAUCGAGAUGAUGCGGGAUCCCGAGGCGCGCUCACAGCAACAGCAUAGGUAUGGCGCCCCCCUGAGUCCCGUCGAGAGAUGGGGAUACGCGCCGUCGCCUCGAAGGGAGGGCACGGGCGGCGAGGCGGCAAACCGCACCCCCCACAACCUCCCUCGGGUGGGUGGUCCUCGCGAGCACUGCGCUGGCGCAGACGUCGAGUACUGGGGCGCGAGACGGCGGCCUACUCAAGAGACUGCCGAAGAGAUGGAUCUCGAUCCGCCCGAGGCGUAUUCGACCUCCGAGCCGGAUCGCGACCUGCGCCGGGGGAGCAUCCAGCUGUGCGACAUCCGGCACCAGCGCAGGAAUAAACAGCAGCGGCGCGGCUCCGCACCACACUCGUCGAUGCGCCGCAGUCCGAAUCACAAGUCUGCUGCCGACUCGCGCUCCCCUACAGCACUCACCCUCUACUCUGCCUCCCCAUCCUCGCCGGGCGCACCCAAAGGGCCCUACUGCAACAAAGCGUACCUCCGCGAACAGGUCGACUGGAUCCGGUACAUGAAAGAAGACUGCCACGUCUGCUACAACGCCAUGUGUGCGGAAUUCGACAAGCUGUGGCCGGCGGAGCGGAAGACGGCGCAGUGCUUCUCGGCGCGGCUGUAUCGUGACAAUAAGAUCCCGCGGCUCGACGCACAGCGGCGGCCAAUGUUCGACGAGAAUGGGAAGCUGCUGCUGGACGACGCCAAGGUGAGGGGCCGGGCGACCAUCGAGGGCCGUGUCAAGGGCGUCCCGUUUACCCUCGUCGACAAGUAUCCGUGGCGGGCCGUGGAGUAUCCCUGGGUUAGUGAGGAGCAUAAGGAGCUCGCGCGGAGGAUCUUGCAGGGUAAUGACCCGACGGACCCAGCAGGAAGGACCUAUCCCUAA